UCCUCCUGUCUGUACUUACUACUUGUGUAAAAGGCGGAUGUGUUGUGUGCAUUUUCCAACGAUCUACUAAAGUUUAUUUAAUAUCAAAAUAAUAACAGCUUAUUUACUUAGUAUAGUAUAAAUAAAAUUUUUUUUUUUACUGUUGCUCUUAAGUCAAUGAUAUUCGACAGUACUAGACUAUAAUUAUUUUAAAUGUUGCAAACCGAAAAAAUGCCUGAUCUAGUGGAAGUAAUGAGGAUGGGCAAGGAUCAUCGUCUUAAACAUAGACAGUUACCCCUACAAGUCGAUGAAAAUUUGACUUUGGUUAUGGAUUUGAGUAAUGAAGACUUAGUUCAAGAAGUAAAACAAGUACCUCCAUUAAAAGUUCAAUCACUGGAUAGUUUUAUAAAAAAGUACCGAAUGUUGAACAAACGUGAACUCCAAGAUGUUUUAAAAGUAUCUAUUAAAGAAAUAUUAGACAUUAUGAGUGAAAGUAUAGACUGUGUUGGAUGUCGAAGAAGUGCUGAAAAACUAUUUAUUGAAAUGGCUAAACUUGGUCAAAAUGCAUUAUUUCCCCUUGUUGUGGUUAACAGCUAUUUUAUUUCUAUAAGAUAUGAAUUUUAUGACGAAGAACGAUGCAUGUACAAUCUACUUCAAAAUACUAAUGGAAAUCGAUUAUCUUCAAUAGCAUCUAGUCGAAGACAAUCAAAAAAAAGUAGAAGGUGUGUAUAUCAUUCCCUUGAAUCACAGCGUUUAGUAAGACCUAUGGCUAGUGGAUGGCAAGACAUUUGGAAGCAUAUGACUGAUCCUUGCAGAGAUGAAAUUGUACUCAUAGAGUCUAGUAGUUUAUUGAGUACUCUGGACAAUUAUUUAAGAAAACACAGAUUUUGUGGAGAUUGUCGAACUAAAGUAAUGAAAGCAUAUGCGUUAUUAAUUGAAGAAGAAGAUCCAUCUAAAGAAAAAGGUUAUGUAGAAGAGCUUUACUCUGGUAUUAAACGAUGUGUUGGUGAUAAACAUGUUCAUUUGGACACAGACAUAAACUAUAUAGGUGCAUUAAUUAGUCGUGCUGAACCUGAACUUAUGGGAAACCGUAGAGAACGUCAUGCCAAAACAAUAGAAAUUGCUCAAGAAGAAGUUUUAACUUGUUUGGGUAUUUGUGUAUAUGAACGACUGCAUAGAAUACAAUUAAGAAUUAGAGAAGAGCAGUAUACUUGUCAAGUCUUAGCUGCUGCAGCAAUUGAUGGGUUAGCCCGAAGAUUUGAGACUGCUAUAGAAGUUAAACAAGGGUAUACCAAAUUGGAUCAGUUUUACAAUGAGUUUUCUAAAAAAGAGAAAAAGACACAAAAAAGAAAACGGCUAAGGAAGCAAAAGCGAUUACAAAAAAAAGAAAUAAAACAAGAUUCUAAAAUAAAACCUUGUUGUGAGGUGAGUAAUGCCAAUCUUGAUGAAGACUGUUCUUGUGAAAUUGAUGAAGAAGUGGAUUUUGUAGAAGAUGAUAUUGAUUACGUUGAUGAUGAUGAUGAUGAUGAUGGCGUCCAAUCAAAUGAAAGAGAGGAUUCUGAUGAAACUACUUGUGAUCAUAUAGAUGAUAAUUGUUCUUGUGAAAAUGUACAAUUGAUAGAAAGAGUACGGAAAAUAAAAAUGUCAGGUAACAGAAUAAAAAGUGUUUCUACUCCUAUUAAGUUGUGUGAUUGUGCUGAAUGUAAUUCCAAAGGAACCAGAAAAUCAAAAAAGGAAAAAAGAAACGAUGAAAAAGAAAAACGCAGUAAAAAAAAGCAGUCUAAAAAUAGCCGGAAAAAUUCAAAGAAAGAUAAAAAACCUAAUGUACAAUUAUCAAUUAAAAAAGAGGAGAUAAUAAAUUAUAAUUUAAAUGAAGAUGAUGAAGAAGAUUGUGAUCUUGAUGAUGAAAUGGUAGAUGAAAAUCAUUCAAUGGAGCAUAACUGCAAAUCUAAUACAAUUAGCCAUGAUCUAUUACCUGGUAGUUGUAGUUCAUGCCCAUCACUUUGUGAUCAUUCACAAGAUUAUGGUUAUGCAUCAGCAGAAAACAAUAAUCAUAGUAAUAGUACAAGUUCUCCAGAUGGUUCAGAUGUGGCUUGUUCAGAGGGUUUAUGUAACCAUUCAGGGGAAGUUUCAAAAUUAAAAUGUUAUUAUGAAGUAGGAACAUUAUCUUGUAAACCACUACCACUCCAUCAGUUAUUAUUUGAAGAACUGGAAAAAAAUACCAUCAUUAGAGAUGAAACUCUAAUACCGUCAGAAGAAGUAGAAAUGUACAAGGUGUGUGCUAUGUUGGUGAAUGAAAAACGUCUCAAGCUCAGAGAAACACUGAAAAGUGGUUUUGCCAAUUUAAAAGACCCUCUAAUGUUAUAAUUUAUUUCUGGAGUGAUAUUUCUCACUUCCCUUAUUCCAAAAAAUUUUUAAAAGCCGUUUUAGUUAAUUUUUCAUUAUACUUACUUAUAUAAUAUAGAUACAUUUUUUUGCAUAUGUAAAAAAUAUUUUGUUUAGUUGAUAUUUGUGAAUAAAUUGUUCUGACUCCUUUUUAUUAGAUCAAUACAAAUUUAUUUAAGAAUAUUUUUUAUAUUAUAAAUUAAAUUUAUUAGUGGAA
Messenger RNA from Daktulosphaira vitifoliae (grape phylloxera), 2581 nucleotides. Its product is annotated as gametogenetin-binding protein 2. The coding region runs from base 193 to 2346 and encodes 717 amino acids. The record is from RefSeq and is a predicted model, not a curated record. Gene Ontology annotation, cellular component: cytoplasm; nucleus. The transcript is spliced from 12 exons. NCBI's taxonomy places the organism in Eukaryota, Metazoa, Arthropoda, Insecta, Hemiptera, Phylloxeridae.